Aspergillus vadensis CBS 113365 is the source of this 1784-nucleotide messenger RNA. Its product is annotated as MFS general substrate transporter. The record is from RefSeq and is a predicted model, not a curated record. The transcript has a single exon. Bases 1 to 1653 code for a protein of 550 amino acids. Gene Ontology annotation, biological process: transmembrane transport. Gene Ontology annotation, molecular function: transmembrane transporter activity. Lineage: Eukaryota; Fungi; Ascomycota; Eurotiomycetes; Eurotiales; Aspergillaceae.
AUGGACAAGUCCCAACCCGCCCUCUCUACACAUACGGAGAAUGCCUCCCCCGGCCCCUCCAGCGUGACUGCUUCAACGGCGUCGGGUCGCGUGGCCGGUGGGAAGUAUCUCGAGGGUGUCAACGAGAGCUCGGCCCAAGAUGGCCCCCUCCAAACCGUUGACUUCGACCUCCCUGUGACCGUCACCCAACGCAUGGUUCAAGACGGCAACCAAUACAUUGUCCUCGACUUCGUCCCGGGAGACAAGGAGAACCCUUUCAACUGGGACCCCAAGUACAAGGCUUUCAUCAGCGCCCUUCUCUGUCUCAUGACCCUCUUCAUCGGUCUCGCCACAACAGCCUACAGCUCCGGUAUCAGCGACAUGGCCUCCGACCUGGGCACCUCCGAAGAAAUUGCGGAACUCGGUCUCUUCCUCUUCAACUUCACCUGUGCCUUGGCUCCUCUCUUCCUGGCCCCCUUCUGUGAACUGGCUGGCCGUCGUGUCGUCUACACCGGCGCCUACUUCUGCUUCGCCAUUAUGUUCAUCGGUCUCGCCCUGGGCAAGAACAUCGGCACCAUCCUCGUCUGCCGUGCCCUGCUCGGUCUGUUCGGUUGUGUCGGUACCAUCCUGGUCGGUGGUACCUUCGGUGACAUGUACCGCCCGGAGGACCGCGCCAUCCCCGUUGCAACCUUCUCUUUCAUCGCCAUCUUCGGUACCGUCGGUGCCCCUAUCUACGCCGGCUUCAUUGACCAGGCUCUGGGCUGGCGCUGGGUUGAGGGUAUCCAGGGUCUCGCCAACAUCCCCCUCGGCCUCGUCAUCCUCUUCUUCCUCCCCGAAACCCGCGGUAGCGUUGCCCUCGGCAAGCGCGCCAAGGCUCUCCGCACUCACACCGGUGACGACCGCUACGUGACCGAGAACGACCUUGAAGCCCCCUCCCUGAAGACCAUGCUUCACAACUCCUCCGUCAAGGCCAUCAAGAUGCUGGCCACCGAACCCGUCGUCUUCGCCUUUGGUCUCUGGAUCGCCUUCGCCUGGUUCCUGACCUUCCUCUUCCUCAGCGUCAUCCCCAUUACCUUCCAAGAAAAGAAGGGCUGGAACGAGGGUGUCUCCGGCCUCCCCUACAUCGCCCUCUGCUUGGGUACCACCAUGGGCUUCGGUCUCAACUUCUUCCAGAUCCGCAAGUACGAGUCUCUUGUUAAGAUCGGUGAGGCUCGCCCCGAGGCUCGUCUCUACGGUGCCCUCUACGGCGCUGUCUGGCUCCCUAUCGGUCUCUUCAUCUACUCCUUCACCCAGUACGCCGAUCUCCCCUGGAUCGCUCCCGUCAUCGCCUUGGUCCUCAUCGCCAUCGGUAUCUUCUUCAUCUUCGAGUCCUGCUACAGCUUCACCUCCGAUUGCUACGGCGAGAGCUCGUCCUCUGCUAUCGCCGGUCAGGGUUUCAUGCGUAACACCCUGGGUGCUGUGUCCCCUCUAUUCGCCUCCCAGUUCUUCCACAACGUCGGCUCUCAGUAUGCCGGUCUGAUCCUGGCUCUGAUUGCCUCUGCCUUGACCCUUAUCCCCUACGUGCUGUUCUGGUACGGACCUCAGCUCCGGGCUAGGAGUAAGCUCGCUAGUCUGGUUGUGCAUGGUGAUGGCGAGAAGAAGGGCCACAACGACUCUGCUGGUCAGGGUGUGUAAAUGUCUUACGUCCCUCUCCCCUUGAUCUAUGGUCGGUCUGUCUGUCCCCGGUUCGGAUGGAUAGAUACUACUAUUGAUGUGUAUAUAUGAGAUUGUCGGGUGUUAUGAUUGACCAAGUAUAUAUGUUACCC